AUGGAUACCAUGGCUUCCAUCUUCAAGGGCACGUGGUCUCAGAUACCACGGCUUCCAUCUUCAAGGGCACGUGGUCUCGAAUACCACGCCUUCCAUCUUCCAGAGCACAUGGUCUCCGAUUCCACGGCUUCCAUCUUCAAGGGCACGUGGUCUCGGAUACCAUGGCUUCCAUGGUCCGUUUUUAGUUUGAAUAAGAACACAUAUAGUCUCGGACUGGGCAAGAUGAGGAAGCUCAGUAUGGCGUAUCUACAGGAUGUGCUCCUGAAUCUGUACAAUGUCAAAGUCAAGAUGGAAAGUGACAGUAACAAGUUCCAAUCGGACGAAGAGCUCCCAACUACCCGUGCCACAGACAUGCAAGGCGCGAAGAGCCAUAUAUGCAAAAGACUGCAGCUCAUUUUCCCUAUACAGAUGAAAAAAAUGGAGGAGUUUGAGGAAAUCUGUGGAGACAUUAUUGAAUGCAAGUGUGUACAACACUUGAUGAAACAACUUGAGAAGAUUGGAGAGGAGGCCAUGAACAUCGUCAAAGCCUGGGGAGUGGAAAAUGAACUCUACGUCGGAAUCAUUCCCACAGCAGCCAGUGAUAAGGUCAAACCCAUGUUUGAUGCCACAGCGGAUGUAGACAGAGAUCGUCUGUACUUACAUUGGGACAACAGUCUCUCUGAUAAACUUAUCGCGGCUGUCACUCAGCUCGCUCAGAUACUUAGAAAUGAAGGAAGACAGCCGACACCCAUGGAAUACCUCGGCUUCCAGCUGGCGUACUACAGUUUGUCUAACGGGGUGCUGGUACGACAAGACAAUGCCCGCUGUUUAGGGACGCCAGGGUUCCGUCCUUACACACAGACAUACAUGUCUUUGACCGAUCCUGGUGACGGACAUGUACUUGGUACCACCAAAUCGAAUGACUGGAUGAAAGGCGCCAUUGUACACGUGGAACAUUUGGAAAGACCAAGGCAUCUGCCCCGUGAAAAAAUCGAGUCAUAUCGAAUCCCAUCUAUCUUGGACUUUUCAAAAGUUCGUCUUCAUGUGGGACCUCAAGCACCUACAACAUACUUUGUUGGCCGACGCAUAAAAGAUUCUGGAAACUUCAGGGAAGACUUUCUGAAGUUGGUUAAUAUUACGGCAGCAUCUGCUACAGCGGCGUUCUACCAGGGAGCAGCAGAGUGCAAAGUGUCGAUGGAGGGAUUGAGCACGUCACAGGCUGUCCAAUACAUGCAAGCGCUCAGAGGACAGAUUCAGAGAAACCGGAAACAGUUCUUGUCGGCGGCAUGGAACCUCAACCAAGUUAUAACAGACGACUUCGAGCAAAGUCAGUCUGAAUUGCUCAAAGACAGAAUGAGCAUUGCAUUACGAGCCAUAGAGAUUACAUACUGUGGAGGCUUCAACAAAAUUACAUGGGAUGGAGCCAGCGACACAUACCCGUCCAAAUGCAUCAUGUACCAAUUCACUGUUCCGGAAGCUCUUACCGUUGUACAUGAAGCACACAUGAGAGGACUCGUUACCUAUUUUUCUGCAGGGUUCAAAUUUAACGAAAUCAAAUUGGCAGUGUAUGCCGGCGUAGACGGAAUUGGCAUCGGUGGCGCGCAAGUGCUGCGGUUCAUGGACAGUCAAACUGGUAUGCACGGACCGUAUAUGGAAGAGAACAUUCCCAAAAUACUGAAGAGCCGAGACGAAGCAUCGAAGUCUGUUCAGGGAAGAGCUGUACAUCUCCUUGCUAGACUUGACACAAUGUACUUUGAGGGGUCAAUUUCUAAUGACCAGGAUCGUCUAAGACGCGAGCUGUUCACAGAACUUUUGAAUGAAAAUAGCACCAGAACAGAAUACUUGUUGCAACUCCUGAAACCGGUCAGCAAGAUGGCCGAUGAAGGCAACAGCCCUCUUUUAGGAGUUGCUAAAAGGCUUAUCGAUGCGGAAUCCCCCGUGUUAAAGGAUCACUUUGAAUCGGAAAACGAAUGGAAUACGUUCAUAAAAGAUCUCAAAAGCAUGUACCUGUCAAAGGAUGAAGAAUCUAUGAUGGAGGAGUACGAAAGCGAUCCUUGGCUCUGUGCCAGGAGGCGAUACAGGGAAUCACAAAAUGUCGGAAAGCGACGCUUUACGAGGCAAUCUUCACAUGACAUCCACUGUAAAUGUUUCUACUAA
Molecule: messenger RNA, 2136 nt
Organism: Ylistrum balloti
Lineage: Eukaryota; Metazoa; Mollusca; Bivalvia; Pectinida; Pectinidae
Exons: 2
Coding region: 1-2136 (711 amino acids)
Source: RefSeq, a predicted model, not a curated record